Messenger RNA from Acanthoscelides obtectus, 1455 nucleotides. Lineage: Eukaryota; Metazoa; Arthropoda; Insecta; Coleoptera; Chrysomelidae. The record is from the annotation of a GenBank genome assembly.
AUGAGUACCAGGAAAACUUUGUAUAAUCCAGAGAAUCCAAAGGACUUGGAGGAGCUGAUGAACUACUUCCACAGCCUGGACUCAGACGAUGAAGCUCAUGAGCAGUUUCAAAGUGCAGAGAGCUUAGAAGUCGCGUUAGUUCCUCCCGACGAUGCCAUGGACAGCGACCAAGAUGAUGCUCACAGUGAUGACGAUAUGGUACCUAGUAUCAGCGAUCUGGGAAAGGGUAUUCUCUCUCAGAAAGUAGAUGUUUUUGCUGUUAAUAAGAAUAAAGAAAAAUCUCCAAUCAAAACUGGAAUUCAGUCUCCUCUACAAAUCCGACCAAGUGACCAGAACUGGGAAGAGAGUGAUGAUGAAACCCUGGCUGAUAAGCAGAAAAGACUGAAAAUUCAAUUUCCUUCUGUCAGAAAAAGUACACAAAAAGUCAAUAGAGCAUGGCAAGAAAUAACCCUUGAACCACGAGACCAGCCAAUUGAGUUACUAAAGGAAAAUAUUCUUACCGAUAUAUUAGAGAGAAAUAUGGCGCCGAUCGAUUUGUUCAAAGUUUUUUUUUGUGAAGAUAUAAUCACCACAAUGUGUAUAGAAACAAAAAGAUAUGCCGACCAGAAGGGAUUUCAUGGAGACAAAAUAGAAGGCAAAUCACUUGGCUCAAGUAUAACUGAGAAACUGUGCCUAAAUUUUUUAGAACAAAAUAGUAUCAUUUUCCUAGAUAACUAUUUUACCUCUAUUCCUCUAUUAGAAACCGUAACAGCUAAUAAAGUAUACUGUGUGGGUACGGUAAGAUCAGAUCGAGUAGAGAAAGCUCCUCUCAAAGAUUUAAAAAAGGAGAAUAGAGGUAGUCACUACACAAUUCAUGACUCAACAUCCAGCAUAACAUUGACACGUUGGCAUGACAAUAGUCAAGUUACUGUUAUAUCAAAUGUACAAGACAAAACCCUUUACCAGACGAAAGGCUCGUGUAAACGAUGGUCGAAGAAGGACAAAUUUGCUAUCCAAGUUGACCAACCGUCUCUAGUACAUUUAUAUAAUAAAGGAAUGGGAGGUGUCGAUCGAUUCGACCAAAUGAGAGGCUUGUAUAGAUCUAGGAUUAGGUCGAAAAAAUGGUACUGGCCGUUGAUUCGCUUUUGCCUGGACGGAUCUAUUGUCAAUAUGUGGCAUUUAUAUCGUCAGGCACUUCUAUCAAGGAAUGAAUUUAUAUCACUCCUUGAAUUUCGUAGAAGAGUAGUCCUAGCGCUUUUAGCUGCGCCACCUUCAAACUCAAAUACUGGUCCAAAACCAAAACUAUCCUGUAAGGUUCUAUCAGAAGUUCGAUACGAUGGAAAAGAGCACUGGAUUGACCGACAGGAGACGCAGCGUCGUUGUGGAAAAUGUGGAAAAUGUACAAAAUUUUCCUGUGUAGAAUGCAAUAUAGGUCUACAUCCAGAUAAAUGUUUCCGACAAUAUCACCAGAAGUAA